Pectinophora gossypiella (pink bollworm) is the source of this 1665-nucleotide messenger RNA. RefSeq lists its product as uncharacterized. The coding region runs from base 1 to 1665 and encodes 554 amino acids. The record is from RefSeq and is a predicted model, not a curated record. NCBI's taxonomy places the organism in Eukaryota, Metazoa, Arthropoda, Insecta, Lepidoptera, Gelechiidae. The transcript has a single exon. Gene Ontology annotation, molecular function: nucleic acid binding.
AUGUUCUUAGUCAAAAAGUCGAAUCUAAGCGACCGGCCGAUAUUCAAUUUAAAGAUGCUGAACAAUUACCUGGCACACUUCAAAUUUCGACUUAUAAACAUCCAAAAAAUACCAGAUUUUUUACAGGAGGGAGACUGGGCAGUGAAAAUAGAUUUGACGCAGGCUUAUUUCCACGUGCCUAUCGCCAAAUCUCAUCAAUCUUUCCUCAGAGUGCUUUACAAGACGGAAUCAACCCUGGAGCUGUUACAAAUGACUUGUCUACCCUUCGGGCUGUCUUCGGCACCCAAGGCGUUCUCGACAAUGUCCAAUUGGGUGGCCCAGCUCUUGCGCCAAAAAGGUCUGAGGGUCAUUGUAUAUCUGGACGAUUAUUUGAUUGUAAAUCAAGACCGACAUAUACUAGAAAGUCAGGCUGCGGAAGCCAUAGAGAUUCUAACACGUCUCGGUCUAACAAUCAACUAUCCCAAAUCUGUGCUCACCCCGACCAGAUGCUUGGACUACUUGGGAAUUACAUGGAAUCUCAGCACGAAUUCCAAAUACCUUCCUGUAGAAAAAGUUCAAAAAAUGAGAUCCAAACUGCUGUCAGUUUUGAAAUCCCGCCAGUGGUGCCUCAAAGACGCUCAGAGGAUAAUGGGAAUGUUAAAUUUCGCAUCGUUUGUGGUGCACAGAGGUCGGCUUCAUUGCCGCCCUAUACAAAUGGCCAGUGCUCUUCUCACAAAAGCCAAACCGCAAAGAAAAUUCCCAUUAGAUCGUUUAGCAUCGAUCGAAAUGAGCUGGUGGGUCGAUGCUCUCACAUCAUGCACCUCGAUUCAUCGUCAGACUACGGAUCAUUUCCUAACGACAGAUGCGUCAGCAAAAGGUUGGGGAGCUGUUCUGGAUGGCAAUCCCCUCAGUGGCAUAUGGCUCUCGGAACAACAGAGAUGGCACAGCAAUUUAAAAGAAAUGUGGGCAAUCAUUCAGACGAUUCGAAACUCUCAUCACCAUCUGAAGAAUGCCUCAAUACUUCUACAGUCCGACAACAAGAGCGUCGUGACUUAUAUAAAAAACGAGGGAGGUUUACGAUCAAAAAGUUUGUACCACUUGACAAUCGCGCUCUUUCAACUGCUGGACAAGAACAAUAUUCGAAUAGUGCCGCAGUACAUCCCAGGACAGUUCAACAUAGAAGCAGACCGGUUAUCCAGACGGAAAGUUCAAGGGGAAUGGUCACUCACCCAAGAAGCCUGUCAGGAAAUAUUCGAUCGAUUCGGUCAACCUCAUAUCGACUUGUUCGCCUCCAAAAAUGCGCACGUACUCUCAAGAUACGUGUCACGAGACUUCAGCGACUUGAACGCAGAAUUUCACGACGCGUUCAGCGAAGAUUGGGAUUAUCUCAAAGCUUGGGUAUUUCCUCCUCCGCAUCUCAUGCCCAGAGUGUUAGCACACCUCAACAAGGCCAGAGGAAUGUACACAAUAAUAGCUCCACGGUGGCACAAAGUGUAUUGGCGGCCGGAUCUGAAGAGGAUAGCGGUGAGAGCCCCCAUUACAAUUACCAACCUGCGACACAGAUUGAAGGACACAAGGACCGGGAGGCCGCCAGCCCUAGUAGAUCAGAUGUGCCUCGAGGCUUGGUUAGUGAAGGGUGGAAUCAACAACUUGAGAACUGGUCUCAGGACGAGAUCAAUUUAUUGA